CUUCUUAUUUUCCGAGAAAAAAUCAUUACUUUGGGGUAUGGGUACAGAGAUGAUUCCUUACCAAUGUGGAAAUCGUGUCAUUUUGUUCUUAAAAACCAGUCACUUACUAUCCCACCCUCUGUAUAACCACCCCCCCCAAACACAGACAGCGCUGCUUCUUCUAUAAUUCUUUUAGUCAUUUCAUAUACUUUUUCAUCAUAUUUCAAUGGCUAAGGAAGAUCAAAAGCUCAGUGUGGUGUUCCUCCCGUACUUAGCUCCAAGCCAUAUCAUCCCCAUGGUUGAUAUCGCCAGGCUAUUCGCCGGCCGCGGGGUCGCCGCCACCAUCAUCACCACCACAAACAACGCCCUUCUCUUCCGAGACUCCGUCAAUCACGACGCCGCCUCUGGCCUCAAUAUCUCAGUUCACACUAUCAAACUACCCUCGGCCCAAGUGGGCUUACCUGAAGGUAUCGAAAACUUCGGCCAAUGCACUUCCCCACAACUCAUGGCCAAACUCGGUUACGCCAUCGUUUUGCUCCAAAAUCAGAUCGAAGAAUUCAUUAGGGACAAUCCGCCUGACUGCAUAGUCUCCGACAUGUUCUUCCCAUGGACUGUCGACCUCGCUGACGAGCUUCAAGUGCCUAGGAUCAUGUUGUAUCCCUCCAAUUCUUUCUUUCACUGCGUUUCGCAUAGCUUGAGGCUUUACGCUCCUCACGAAAAGGUACAGUCCGAUUCCGAGGAUUUCUUGAUUCCGGGUCUUCUCGAUGAGAUUCGCAUGGCGAGGUCUGAAUUACAGGACCAUUUCAAGGCCAAAUCCAGGUACGGAGAUUUGAUCAACUCAAUCAGAGAAACAGAGGGUCGUAGCUACGGCAUAAUUCUUACCAGUUUCUACGAUCUCGAACCCGCUUAUUCUGAUCACUUCAAAAAGGUCGUGGCGAGCAAGUGUUGGAAUUUAGGCCCUCUCUCUCUGUUCACCAACAGAGGCAAUGUUGGCCAAGAAAACAACUCCGGUGAAGAGAAACACAGUUGUUUGAGUUGGCUCGACACUCAAAAGCCCAAUUCAGUCCUCUACGUUUGUUUCGGUAGCAUGGUCCAAUUCUCCGAUGCUCAACUCACCCAGAUCGCGUUAGCACUCGAAGCAUCCGGGCACCCUUUUGUUUGGGUGGUGAGAAAGGAAGGGAAAAGCGAGGGAAAGCAAGAAGAGAGUUGGCUGCCAGAAGGAUAUGAAGAAAGAAUUGGGAGAGAUAGCAUGGGCUUGAUAAUAAAAGGGUGGGCUCCACAGCUGGAGAUCUUGGACCACCAGGCUGUCGGAGGGUUUCUGAACCAUUGCGGUUGGAAUUCUCUCCUCGAAAGCCUCACCGCCGGUUUACCGUUGAUCUCGUGGCCGUUGUUCGCCGAACACUUCUACAAUUCGAAGCUAUCCACUCAGGUUCUCAAGAUCGGAGUCGAAAUUGGGCCCAGGGUGUGGAAUCCUGGGUUUGAAAUCAACAGCCCUUUGGUGGGAAUGGAUGAGUUAACCAAGGCUAUAACUUUUCUCAUGGGUGGUUCACCGGAGGCGGUGAAGAUGAGGCAACGAGCGGAGGAGAUAGGUAUUAAGGCUAAGAGGGCCGUCGAAGAAGGUGGUCGUUCUUACUGCGAUCUCAAGGCUUUGAUUGAAGAGCUCAAAGCUUAUGCUCUUCAAAAAUAAGAAGUGGACUUUUAAAAUUAACAGCUUGUAUUUGAUAUCUGCAAACUCGCUGAGGGGAUAAUCAUCUGCCCUUUCUAUUUUGUGUUUGUAAGACUCUACUUUUGUGUUUAACUUUCAUUUGAAUAAAAAAAAAUAGCUUGUAUUGUUAUCACUUUUAUUAGAAUAAUGCUAUAAAGUUAGGUUAGUUAUCUUAAAUAAA
This is a messenger RNA of Camellia sinensis, 1865 nucleotides long. RefSeq names its product UDP-glucosyl transferase 73CC6. Gene Ontology annotation, molecular function: UDP-glucosyltransferase activity. The record is from RefSeq and is a predicted model, not a curated record. Lineage: Eukaryota; Viridiplantae; Streptophyta; Magnoliopsida; Ericales; Theaceae.